UUUUCAAAAUUGGAGACAUUAGGAGUCAAUGGCUUGGAUAAUGUCGAGUUUUUGUUUUCCACAUCCAUGAUUAAAUCUCUCGCACAACUGAGAGAUCUACAAGUAUCUUCUUGCAAGAAGAUGGAGGCGAUCAUUGCGGAGGAAGAAGGGUUUGGAUUGGAAAUAUUUCUGGCAUUCCCAAUGUUAACUAGCUUAAACUUAAAUAAUUUGAAAAGUUUGAUGUGCUUCUCUCGCAAAAAGUGUUCACGAGAAGCUCGGAGUCAGGACCACAUCAAAUCAUACUGCACUACACUCUUCAGUCAAGAGGUUGCAUUUCCUAAAUUGGAGGCAUUAGAUAUCGACAGCUUGGAUAAUAUUGAGAUGAUAUGGGAUAAUAAAAUUGCUGCGGAUUCUUUCCCCAAGCUAAAAACCCUUUGUGUGGUUGACUGCAAUAAGCUUGUGAGCAUACUUCGUUCUUUCAUUCUAAGACGGCUCUUGAGCCUGGAAAGUUUGGAUGCAAGAAGUUGUGGUUUGCUUGAAGUUGUUUUUGAACUUCAGACAUUGAAUCAUCUAGAUGGACAUCCUAUUCCUCUUCCAUUAAAAGAACUGACGGUAUCAAGUUUACCAAAGCUAAAGUGCAUAUGGGAUAAGGAACUCUACCAUCAAUUUAAAUUCCAAUGUCUACGUUCUAUUAGUGUUUCAAGAUGUGAGAGCCUCACCUCUUUGUUUCCAACCUCAGUAGCUAGAGAUCUAAUCCAACUUGAGAAGUUGGAGAUCAAUGAAUGUGGCAUUGUAGAAAUCAUCGAGAAUGAAGAAGGACUAGUUCCUAGGUUUGUAUUCCCAAUGUUAACCUCCCUCGAGCUUAAGUAUCUGGGAGAGUUGAAGUGCCUUUACACCGGAUCACAUACUUCCCAUUGGCCGGCAUUGAAGACCUUGAUGGUGCAUCGCUGUGACAAAGUGGAGAUACUUGCAUUGCACUCUAAGAAUGAGAUGCCACUUGAUAAACUGCCCUUAUUCUUGAUAGAAAAGGGCGCAUUCCCUAAUCUCCAAGAGUUAGAAUUGGAUUUAUCAAAACGGAUGGAGAUAUGGCAUGGGCAUUUUCAUGAUGGAGAAUACUUUUGCAAGCUUAGUUUGCUUAAGCUUUGUCAUCUCUCUCAAGAGUCUUCAAUAUCCACAUGUCACUUUGUUGAGAGUUUAACCAACUUGGAAGAGCUGGUUGUAUGUGAAUCUUAUCUAGAAGACCCAAGCAGCAAUGAGGAAGCCAUAGAAGGCACAAGUCAUGAGAUGAAAGUAAUAUUAUCCUUUUCAAGAUAUAUUCAACAUUUGCAGACUCUAAAUGUGUCACAUUGUGAUGGGUUAUCAAAAAUGUUCACGCCGACAAUUGCUAAAAAUUUGGUGGCACUCACAAAAUUGAAGAUAAGUAAUUGUAGAAUAUUGACAGAAGUCAUUAAUGAUGAGAACGGUGGGGAGGGGCAUGUGGUGGCUUUCAAUCAAUUGAAUUAUAUGGAGCUUGAUGGGUUGACAGGGUUGAGAAGUUUCAGCUCAGGUGGAUACACUUUGAUGUUCCCGCUCUUGGAAGAUAUCAUUGUGACUAGAUGUCCCAACAUGAAAUUUUUCUCUCAAGGACCAAUGGAGGCAUCAAAGUUAAAGAGAGUUCAAGUAUCAAAGGAAGCGUGGUUUUGGGCAAGAAACCUCAACAUCACCAUCCAUAAUAUGUUUGAAGAAAUGGGCACGUUUGCUGGAGUAGAGAAAAUGCUACUAUCUGAGUUCCCUGGGUUGAUUGGAAAAUGGCAUAACGAACUUAAUCCCAUCAAGUCGUUUUGGCAACUAAAAUCAGUGGUGGUAGAUAAAUGUCCAUCAUUUAUUAACAUUAUUCCAUACAGAUUGAUGCUAGUCUUAGACAAUUUGAGCUAUUUGCAAGUGCACGAUUGCAAGUUGCUCGAAGAAAUAUUUGAUUUGGAAGGGCUGGAGGCUGUGGAAAGCACUCGAGUACUGCCUAAGCUACGGGAAUUGAACUUGGCCAAUCUACCAAAAUUGAGGCAACUAUGGAACAAAGAUCUUCAAGAAUCAAUACACUUCAAUUCUCGAGGUACUCUUAUCCUAUAUAAUUGCAGCAACUUGGGACAUGCUUUCGCUCCAUUGAUGGCUCGGUGCCUCGCCAAUCUUGAACGGAUGGAAAUAAAGGAGUGUAGUCAAAUGGAAGGAGUGAUCGUAGAGGAAGAAGGAGAGGGAAGCGCAAUGAAGAAGAUUACAUUCCCAAAGCUCCAGCAGAUGACGAUGGAAUACUUGCCCAAUUUGACUUGUUUCCUCUUGGGAAAAAAUCAAAUGCUGGAAUGCCCCAAAUUAGAAAGGAUGAUAAUUGCCCAUUGCCCCAAGAUGGAAAGUUUGAUUGGGCAAUCUCAAAUGGAGGAUGACCACGGCACCCCUUCAUUUUUCACUUCCCAGCCGCCCGACCUCCACCCCUCCUUCGAUGUCACCAACGGCGGAGUUACUGGCACCUUGAUUAGGCUGACCCCCGUUAUGUCCAAGCCGAGCAUGGCCGACUUCCUCUGUUUUGUUCGUCUCAUCGUCCUACAGAUCUCGAAUCUGGCCAUCCAUAGCAACGAAGUUGCAGAUCUAGAAGUUGACCACCGUCGCCCACAUCCAUGGACGAGCGGCUGUCGCUAG
This is a messenger RNA of Eucalyptus grandis, 2646 nucleotides long. RefSeq lists its product as uncharacterized. The transcript has 6 exons. The record is from RefSeq and is a predicted model, not a curated record. The coding region runs from base 67 to 2646 and encodes 859 amino acids. NCBI's taxonomy places the organism in Eukaryota, Viridiplantae, Streptophyta, Magnoliopsida, Myrtales, Myrtaceae.